AUGUCACGACGUCGUCAUGAAGAAACUGGUGAACAACAAUGGGCCCGGCUAAUGGAGGAUUACGAACGGAUGCUUCAAGAGGAUCGAAGACCGAAGCGUCGACGUAUUAAAUACUCCAGCUCCAGUAGUGAAGAGGAAGAUGUGCCACCCGAAGAACAUCUAAGUCCUACGAAUGUUGAUGCUGAGGUUAUAGAAGAAACUAAUCCUGUUGUUGUUCCCGACAAUGAAGAGGUCGCGGAUAAUUUUGACCCAGAUUUAUUAAAAGUUCUUGGCGAAACGGAAUCCGAGCAAGGUGAAUUUGGAGUGGACCUGCAACCCGACAUCGCCAGUCGUUUCCAACAAAUUUUGAUAAACGGCUUAAAAAAGGAAACGCGGGAGGAGUUAUUGAAAAAAUAUUUGUUUCCCAGCAAUGUGCCUCUGGCUAAAGCUCCUACACUGAACCCGGAGGUAGCAGCGAUGCUUGUGGAAACUUGCCGGUUACGGGACAAGCGAUUAUAUGUUAAGCAGGAUCAGCUUGGGAAGGCUCUUGCGGCUGUCGGGAAGGCCCUGACAUCUUUAUUAAAGAAGAGCCCUGACAUUCCCGAUGUGAUAUCUACUUUGAAUGAUGCCGGCAAACUAAUCGCCGAUUCUCAUUAUGCGGAAACCGACACCCGUCGAUCAGUCAUAAUCCCUCUUGUGGAUAAAUCUCUUAUUGAAUCCUUUAAGGACAGGAAAAGAGAUAGUUUUUUGUUCGGUGACAAAUUGGGCGACUUAGUAAACAAUUCAAAGGGCAUAAAGAAGACAAGUCAAAUUAUACAGGCAUCAACAUCUGCAAACGCAGGGUUAAACUCGACAGGCCCACCGCCGUAUCGACCGCGGCAACAACGAGCCAGGCAAUACUACCCGCGUCGUGUCGGUGGGCCGCCGACGACCUACCCUCCGCACCAGUUCGCGAAUCGCCGGCGCGAACUACCGAUGCGAGCGCCCGGCCGACGUUACCCCCCGCCGCCUCCGCCGCCGCCACCACCGCGCGCUCGUCGUCACCCGCCGCAGGCGCAUCGUUCAACUUAUCGGGAUCGGGACCGCAAUUAGACUUACAGUCUCAGGUACACGCAGGUCGUUUGCGACAUUUUUUACCAGAAUGGCGUUUGCUUACGAAUGAUAAUUUUAUUUUACGUGCUGUUUCAGGAUAUAAGAUCCCAUUUGUCACUGAACCAAAACAAGCUUUAAGUGAUUAUCCAAAAAGACUUUUUUCCAAAAAUGAGUUAAUUGCAAUUAAACAGGAGUUGACGCAUUUCAUUGAAAUUGGGGCAAUUAAAAAAUGUUUUCCUGUUACUGGACAAUUUGUUUCGGAUGUCUUUCUAGUACCGAAAAGUGAUGGCAGUAUGCGCUUUAUACUAAAUCUCAAAAAGUUAAACAAAUUCGUAAAUACA
This is a messenger RNA of Cydia strobilella, 1412 nucleotides long. RefSeq lists its product as uncharacterized. The transcript is spliced from 2 exons. Bases 1 to 1071 code for a protein of 356 amino acids. The record is from RefSeq and is a predicted model, not a curated record. Lineage: Eukaryota; Metazoa; Arthropoda; Insecta; Lepidoptera; Tortricidae.